UGGUGCAUUAGCCAAGUCACCGGCUUCUCAGUGUGAUACCUACAUUUGGUUUAGUACAGAAACGCUAAUGUGACAAAAUGUGCCGGAAAUUUCCGGUUUAUUGAUGGGGUACGCCUAGCAAGCCGGCCAGUUAGAAAUAAAAAAGAUCUUUUGUUUGUUUGUAAACAGUGGUUUAUCAUGGCAUUUCGCGACACAUCGAUUCUGUGGAAGGUUGCUAUUUGUAUUCAAGCUCUAGGUCUUUUGCUGACCAUCAUAGGAUUCUCCACCAACUACCUCGUUUUGAUAGAAAUUGGAGGCAAAACGGCCAACGCUGGUCUAUGGAAAUUCUGUGACAUGAACGACAAAUGCUACGACACCAGCUAUUUGAAGUAUCAAAAAUACGACAUGGGGUGGCUGGAUGCCAGUAAAGGGUUAAUGGCCAUCUCUCUGUGCGCUGAGUUCGUCACAAUAUUGAUGACGUCAUUGUCCCUGCUAAUGAAGCCCACAAAACUCGUGCCAUUCGCCACAGCGGCGACGGCAUUUUUUUCUGCUUUAGCUGGCAUCAUUGGUGUGGCUGUGGCGACAGGUGAACUGAAGAGCAUCUUCACGGAAAUCUCCAAGCUCACCUACGACGUCGGUUGGUCAUUCGUACUGUUCAUGGUCAGUCAGGCGGUGUACAUAGCCUCAGGGUCGAUCCACCUGUUGGACUCCCGGGGCAUGGAGGGAUUCAGGGCAGGGAGGGGCACGGCGCAGGGGGACGCAAGUAACAGGGAUAGAUUUUGAGAAGGUAGUCGACAAAAGAGAGAGAGAGAAAAGAGGAAAAACGUGUAGAUGUGAAAUGCGGAGCGGGAAUUAUCUGCAAUAAUGUAUAUAGUGUACAAAAUGCGAAUAAUGGUGCGAAAACUGCCAUUAAGUAGAACAGAAAUACGUUGCUCAAAAUUAAUUAGAGUUCAUAUGCAAAUAAGGAGGGGAAAACGCAUUGAUGGUUGAGUUCAAAGAGAUGAAUAUUAAGAGGUUAAAUUAUAUUCCACAAAAGAAAAAGUAAAGAUUCCUUUUUAGACCAAGCGAUCCAUUGGGCAGAUGAUCUGGAGUUCAUGUUUCUUGACCUCGGCAUAUGAAAGGAUAGUGUUGUCAGCACUAUGUUCAACAGCCUUUACUUACCCUAACGUGAGUUAGGUACACAUCAGAGGUAUGUGGACUCAGAAACGUUCCACUUAACGAAAUCCGGAUUCGAACUCGAGACUUUCGAGCUAGCAGUCUAUUUAAAGAUAACCAAAAAUAGCGUUAGGACUGGACCUACAAACUCAUUUAGGUUUUUUAAUCCUACAAGGAAGUUUACAAAUAAGCAAGUUUUUAAGUAGCUUCAUUUCUAGCAAACUCUAAAUGGUAAAUCUAUACACUGUGUUUAAUAUUCACUAUGGUUAUUUGUUUCUAUUCGGUUGAAUGAUUUAUUUUUGUCGAUCUAAAAAGUAAUACGAGCUGUUGAAUGAUUAUCCUAUUUAUAUGAGCGAAACUGCGAAAAACUUGUAAUGUAUUUUUGUUUAUCAAAGAUUGAUUUGUUACUGUUUGCUAAUGUCAAAACGCAUCUUCGAAAACGCACAGUAAACUUUAAUAAUCAAAAUGUUUUGAAUAUACGAAUCCAUCACAAAUUUUUGUUUCUAUGUGACGUGUAUAACAACUCAUAUGUUUGUGCAAUAGAAUAGCUAUAAAUAAAAGCUAUGUUCUCGAUAUAAUCUAUUGAAUACCUUUACUCAAAUUUGAGAAGAGAAGCGGCACAUGCUUUUUUAAUAGUUAUUUAAAUAGUAG
Physella acuta is the source of this 1785-nucleotide messenger RNA. RefSeq lists its product as uncharacterized. Gene Ontology annotation, cellular component: plasma membrane. NCBI's taxonomy places the organism in Eukaryota, Metazoa, Mollusca, Gastropoda, Physidae. The record is from RefSeq and is a predicted model, not a curated record.